This is a messenger RNA of Nicotiana attenuata, 1234 nucleotides long. Its product is annotated as expansin-like B1. The transcript is spliced from 5 exons. The record is from RefSeq and is a predicted model, not a curated record. Lineage: Eukaryota; Viridiplantae; Streptophyta; Magnoliopsida; Solanales; Solanaceae. The coding region runs from base 220 to 987 and encodes 255 amino acids. Gene Ontology annotation, cellular component: extracellular region.
AGUAAUUCAAGGUCCAAAAAGGUUGCUAGGGAAAGUAAAGGCAGAAUUCCAUGCAUUCAAAAUGAAGUUGAACAGAAUGUCAAAAGUCAUACUUGAGUUUUACCCAGGUGGACCUUAUUUGCUGCUUUGAGUUCCCAAUAAAUACUAGACCGCCAUCACUUCCCUGCAACAGCAACUCGUUCUCUUUGCUUAAUUCCCUUUCUUGUGAUCAUAAUCCAAAUGGCUCCUCUUCAACUUCUUGCGGUCUUUGCAGCAACUUUUAUCGUCAUGCAAACUACGGGAAAUUCUCAGACAUGCCCGGAUUGUUUCGUUCAUUCUCGUGCAGCUCACUAUCCAAAUUCAGAAGAAAAAGGAACAGAAACUGGGAGUUGUGGAUUUGGUACUUUUGGAGCAACAAUUAAUGGCGGAGAUGUGUCAGCAGCAUCAGACCUCUUUCGAAAUGGUCUAGGAUGUGGUGCAUGCUACCAGGUGAGGUGCACCAAUAGUAACUACUGUUCUGAUAAAGGAGUGACCGUAGUUAUAACAGAUCAAGGAGCAGGUGAUCACACAGACUUUAUUCUAAGUCAGCGAGCCUUUGCUCGCAUGGCUCAGACGACAGAUGCUGCUGCUUCUCUAUUAUCACUUGGUGUGGUGGAUAUCGAGUAUAGAAGGGUCUCAUGCAGCUAUCCAGACAAAAAUAUUACAAUCAAGAUUGAAGAGAGCAGCGACAAUCCUCAUUACUUGGCUUUUGUGAUAUGGUAUCAACAAGGAAAAAAGGAUAUUACCGCUGUGCAACUAUGCGAGACACAAAAUUUUGUAUGCAAGCUGUUGGACAGGACACGUGGAGCAGUGUGGACUACUACUUCACCUCCAAGGGGACCUUUGCAAAUCAGAAUGUUGUUGAGUGUUGAUGAUGGAGAUGAGACUUGGGUUGUUCCUGUCAAUAAUAUACCUGAGAACUGGAAAGCUGGUGACACAUAUGACUCAGGAAUACAAGUGGAUGCAUAAACACAAAGGACUCUGUUGCUAAGAUCAACUUGUUACUAAAUAAGUUUAUUGGCUCUUUGAUGGUGUUACUCUGUGUUAGCUCUCAUUCUUUUCUGUUAGUAGUUCUACUCAACAAAACGAUCCUCACUCAAUUAUGUAUUUUCAACAAAUACAGUUUUAAGUUUUAAAGCAGUUUUUCAUAUUGAUGACCAGAUUGUACGAAAUACAGAACUUGUCUAAAUUUAUUACUUUAAGCUGUGGAUGAGCC